Dreissena polymorpha is the source of this 13110-nucleotide messenger RNA. RefSeq lists its product as uncharacterized. Gene Ontology annotation, molecular function: protein dimerization activity. The transcript is spliced from 9 exons. The record is from RefSeq and is a predicted model, not a curated record. Lineage: Eukaryota; Metazoa; Mollusca; Bivalvia; Myida; Dreissenidae. Bases 107 to 6847 code for a protein of 2246 amino acids.
GUGACGUCACAAAAUGGCGGCCACUAAAGAAAUGAAUGCUUUGAUCGAAAAACCGUCAUUUGUACUGAUAUUUAUAUGUUUUUAUUAACUGAAAAGGACAUAAACAAUGGACAACUCAUCGACGACUGCCUCGGAUAAAAAUGGAUCUGAAACAUCCCUGUCAGUUGACACAACAGUAAUAAAACAUGACAGCACAACUGGUGUGCCAGUUUGCAGACGUCGAAGGGAACAUAAUGAAGGCGAAAAGAAGAGAAAAGAACAAAUCAAAGCCUGCAUUUGCAAAAUGGGGGAGCUGCUACCACCAUCAUAUAUUACAAAUGAGCGCCAUAGCACUCUGGAAAUAGUGGAGAAAUCUUUGGCUUACAUGAGAGAACUAAAAGAAGCUCGUACAAAAUUUGGAGCAACAGAGGAAGCAUUGCAAGAGGAGCUUGGUCAGCUGAGGUCUGAGAGAGAUAAAUACCUGGAUAUCAUUAAAGCAGCUGGACUAUCUACAGAGUCUCUGCCAACCAAUGGGGUCAGUUCUACUACAGAUGUCAAGGUGGAAAGCCCCAAACCAGUGAAGUUGAAAUCCAAGAAGAAAAACUCUGUCAGCUCUCAGCUUCAACAGCUGCAGGACAGACGGGAUAAGCAGCAGCAACAGGAAAUGAUCUCAUCCUCGGUGUCUGCAUCAGAGGACGGGUUGGGAAACAUGGGUGCCAUGAUGAACAUGGUGUCUGGUCCUGGUUUCAUGAAUGGUCCCAUGUUCAACCCCAUGAUGAUGCAGGCAGGAAACCAGUUCAUAAUGCCAGGCAUGCUGGGAGGUGGGAACCAGAUGAUGCCAGGCAUGGGCAUGAUUGGGCCCUGCGUAGGCCUCCCUGGGAUGCAGCAGCCCAACAGCAAUGGCAGCAUUACAACCCAUACCCCAAACAGCAUGGGAUCUCAGGACGGGAACAUGAAUCGUUCAAUGGAGGAGAAUGAUGCAGGUCUCCUCCAGUUGGCCAUGCAGGAUGCAGGCAUCACCCCCGGCAAUGGCAGCCAGCAGAACUCCACAGCUUCAUUGACUCCUUCUAUCGCAGACACGCAGGAGGCUGAAUCCUCCAGCUUGACUCAGAAUAACCCGUUGCAAACGCUGGCACACGUUGCUACAAGCAAUCAUGAGAUGCUGACAGAUGGCAUGUCUUCUGGUGAUUCACAAAACAACCAGUCUUGUUCUAUGGCACAAAUGUCAUCUAAUAAUCAGACUAUUUCCCUGUCUGCAAGUGGAAACAUGAUGCAAAGCAUGGUUCAGACUGGGAACCAAUCAAUGCUUGGUAUGCAAGGAAUGGGGAACCAGGGACCAGGCCCGCAGCAAAUGCAGCAGAUUAUGUUCAUCAAUGAGCAGGGCAUUCCGAUGAUAGCCCAAGUGCCUGUAGGCUUUGAUCCGAACAAUCCAAACAUGACACAAAAGCAGGGUAUUCUCCACGGUCAGAAAGAUCCUCAAUCAGGUAUUGACCAGAAUGCACUUGCAAUGGCGCAACAGCAGGCAGUUCUGCAAAGCCAGAUGCUGAGUCAAAACAACGGUGCAAACUUUCAAAGCAUGAUGCAGCAGGGCUUAAUACAAGGAAAUUUCAUUCAAACGCCCAGCGGCCAAAUUUUGCAACAGAUCGGACCACAUAUGUCAGGUCAAGGGCAGUUUAUUGCUAUGAGCGGUCAAGGUCAGAGUAUAAUGGUAGCUGGGCAGCAAGGCCCCAUGACCUUGAAUGCAAUGAUGGGUCAACCAAACCAGCUGCCAUCUGCCUUAAUUCUGCCCAAUGGUCAGAUUGUUCCUGUGGUUACCAAUCCAGGAUCCCAUGGCGAAAUGCAGGGUCAGAUGCCAAGGAUUUCCGGACCACAUGUGCAGACAGGUCCUGAUGGUCAGCUGAUGUCAGGUCCCAGCAGUCAGGGCCUCCUGAUGCCGGCCACUGUGAGCACUGCAGCCUCUCUUAGUACCAGCGUGAUGCCAACUUCCGCCCUUCAGAGCGUCAUGACUACACAGAUACAGGGUUCUAGUGUUGCAUCCCAGAAGACAACCUCCAAUGUGGGCUCCAUGCCAAGUCUGGCCAAUAUUGCUGGGCAGCCCAAACUUGUGGCUGGAAUGCAUGCACUAGGUGCAAAUUUGAUUGGCGUUAACCCAGGUGGCAAGCAGGCGCCGAUCCUGAUCAGCCUGCCAAUCAACGGCCAGCCCACCACAGUCCUGCUGGACCCAAUCACCAUGCAGGUGCUGGGAACCGUUAAUGCCCAGCAAACAAACCAUCAAAUGGCAACCAGUCACGCUGCCAUGGUAACCACUGCAGUAACCAGUCAGCCAUCAGUAUCAGGUGGUCCGAAUUUACAGACUGCUGUCGGGGUCAAGAAAAACAGUAAAAACAACCAAAAUCAGAGAGCAAUAUGCCCCAAGCCCCUUGGCCCAGAUGGGCACCCAUUGCCAAACACUCCAGCGAAGAAAAAGAAGCCUUCCAAGGGCGGUUCAAAGACAAAAGAAAUGGCGCAAGCAGAUUCUCUGUCUGAUACAUUACAGAUACAGAUACCUGAAUCCACUACUGACCCAGAGAAUUCUUCGGCAAUCUCAUCAGAAUCGACUGAUAUUUUGGCAAAGGCUGCAGAAUCUAUCUUCUCCUCUCCCAAUGGAGAGGUAGCGUCUGUGGGUGGUUUCUACAAUCCAGCUAAUGAAGAUAAUCCUUUACACAUUGACACUGGUGUGACAGAACUUGAGGAGGAAGGGACUGGGUCGAAACAGUUCAAAAAGGUUGUGUGUAGCUCAAAUUCAGUGACUGAAAGUGUUGCUAUUUCAGCAUCAGGUGACGUUAAAUCAUCAAAUGGCUCAAAGGUUGUGGUGACGUCACAAGUUGUUAGUAAUACAGGUAUGGCACACACGGACAAUGUGACUUCUCUAUCAAAUACACUGGAAGAGAUUGCUGGUUUCAACAUUGAUGAUAUUAGUGAUAACUUUGGUCAAUCAAUUACAAGUAAAUCUCAAAAUGAUUCAUCUGCUAAUGCAAUUGAUAAAAAUGACAAUAAGAAGUCAAAAAGCUCAAAAAACAAUGACAAUAAGAGAGAAAGUGAUACAAAAUCAUGCAAAAGUUCAAACUCAAAAUCAAAAACAAAGAAGAGUAGUGGUGAAAAAAACUCAUUAAUGGAUGCUGAAAAAUCAGGAAAUGAUUCACAGAUGGAUAUCGAAAGUACUUUAAUACAUAUCCCAGAAAAUAUGACAUUCAGUGAAAACGAUCUAUCAGAUGUGUUAGAUCAAGUAGAGCAGUAUGGAAAUAGCAGUGUUGACAGUCCAAGUACAAGACUGUCCAAGAAAUCAAAAACAAAAAGAAGCAAACCUCCGGAGGCUGAAUUUGAGCCAAAUUCAAAGAAGAGGAAAAGUGGGAAAGAUGUGGCCAAGGAGGUUAAACCUGCGUUUCAAGCUCCACAAAGGGAAUUGCUGAGUAUGCCAACCAAUCUGUCUAAUGUGUAUGACUUUGAGGACUCAGUAGACAUUGUACCAUCGCUGCUGCCUCUUAACCACAAGGACUUUAUGUCCAGUGGUCCUGGCACACCAACAAAACCAGACCUGCAAAAGCAGGAGGCAAAAACCAAAACAAAUGCAUCAUCCAAAAGUAAGAACAGUGCUCAGAAAAAUUCUACUGCUUUGAAGGGUGGUAAAGUUUCAAGUUCUAAAGACGAGCCAAAUUCUCAGCCAAUGAACAUGCAAGAUAAAGAUUCUGAGAAGAAACUGGAGAAAGAUCCAAAGAUUGAAGGAACAGUCAAGACUUCUCCGCCUAGUGUCAAGAUAUCGGAGACAUUUCAUAACAUGCCUGACAUCGAUACAACAACCAGUCUCUUUGGGUAUCCUGUCCCGAAGAAGAUUCAGAAAGCUGACAUGGCAGGUCGACAAAACAAGAUGACAGCCCAGGUAUCUCCUAAACCAAGCCCGCAAACCAGUGUUCCCAUGGCCUCACCAAAACAGAAUUUGGUCUCACCCAAAACAGCUUAUAGUGUUGUUUCGCCAAAUCCCUCUGGACCUUUCUCACCAGAACUGGUUUCCCCAAAACUCAGUAUUGUAUCUCCAAGUCAAGGGAUAAUGUCCGACGGUGAGAGCAUAACAGCCUCUCCAAAACAAACGCUCAAGGACACUUCACCAUUGAAGAAAAGUUCGCCUGCAGAUAAAACUAGUUAUGCUAAAGUUAGUUCAGUUAGUGCUGUAAAUAUGUCACCUGUUAUGGACUCUGUCAACCAUUUGCCUUUAUCAAGCAAACAUGAUGAUAUUAAUAGACAGAUGCCAAAUGCAUCUGUUCAGAGUCAUUCUAUGGGGGUGAUCACAUCUGUCAAAAACUCGACAAGUAGUGACAUAAACAAGAGUUCUCUUCAAUCUAAUUAUGGUAGUAUGAACGAUAAAAAUCUUGCUGAUAUUAAACAGAGCAAUUCCUCAAGCUCUGUAACUCACAACAUGAACACUUCGAGUGCCAUGCCUUUAAUCAACUCUCACCAGACGAUGAGAACUACACCCACUAACAUGGACCAGACGUUCAACCCAAACAUGAACAUGAAUCAGACCAGGCCUAACUCCUCGGUUAACUCAUCCCAGAGUAGUAGGUAUGGUCCUUCCUUCGGGAGUGAGACCAAUUAUGGCCAAAUGCCUGGCAUGAAUCGCUCCAUGUCAAAAGACACCGGUGUUGGACUCAAUAAUUACUCAGCUCCUUACUCUGCUGAGUCACUGUUUAACUCGCAGCCUGACAAGAUAAUAAAAUCCCCACCCAACGUCAAUAUCUCUACGCUUAACCAACCGAAGCCAGACAACCCAAUGUCGAAAGUGAGGAACAAUGCCUACUCUGUAGACAGUUUUGUUCAGUCUAGCCGUGAGAGACCUGAUUCACUGACAGCACAUGCAGGGCUCAUGUCUGCAGCAGAUUAUCCUAACCCUACCACUGACCUUGCUAGACUGCAGAAUGAGAGUUCUCCAGAUGGCUUCCAUUUUACGAACAUAGGCCUAAAUCUUCCACCCAUCACCAGCACAGCUGGAAAUUACAUGGAUAACACAUCAAAUAACAACCCUUCUUCGUUUUCGUUCUCACUUUCUGGCAGCUCAAGCACAGUGUCCUCCAGCUCAGGGGGUCUUGGUCAGCAUCAAUUUCCGCCAUUUUUCCCCCCAGUCCUUUCCACAGCUUCCAAUCCCCCAUCAUCGCAGACUGGCAUCUCAACAUCUAUGCAGGACAUGUUCGAUAACAGAGCCUCCGAUGCCCUGCAGAGGAAUAGGCAUCCCCCUGUGAACGCCAUGCCUGGUAGUGAUAACUCUCACAUGAGCAGGGAAAGCCACCCACACGUCGACAAGGCACCCUCUAGUAUAUCAGACAACUCAUCCAGCAGUCAGAAUGACAAGCCUUCAUGUAGCAAGCAGAAGCUGCCCAAAGCCUCUGGUCCUGCCACUAUUCAGGAAUCCUUCCCUUUCAAUAGUUCCAGCUCAGCUCAUGACACAAAUUUCUUCCGAGAUAACCAGAUGAAAUCAAAUGUCGGCAAAAGUCCCAAUGAACAAAUGCGUAAACUCUCACAGGACAAAUCAAUCGACAUUUCAUCACAGUCCUCCAGAUCUGGCUCCCAGGACAAGAGGGCCAGUACGAUGGACAGGUCACCUCAGAUGAUGAACAACCCCCAGUCCUACUAUCCUUCCACAUACCAGCCUUCCAAGUCCCUGAUUACACCUCCAUUGCAUCACCCUCUGGGAAUGAUGGGAACUGAGGACCGCAGUAGAAACCUCACCACCAGGUCACCCUAUGAGCCUCCAUUCCCACUUCCACCUGUAUCCCAAGGCUUUAACUCAAUGGGCCCUGGCUUUCCAAAUCGUUUUGAUAGUGGCCUGUCGAGUUUCAGUCGUGAUAACUCGGGCACGCAGCCUCUCAGCCAUACUCCUGUCAAUACCAGCGGUAGGAAGUCGGCCAAUACCAACCAGCCUGUGCAGACAAGCGUAGUCAAACCUCCCCAGAAGCAGUCUGCACCAGCCCUGGUCCCCAUGGGAGGACCUCAGCAGACUCCCUCGCAGGCCCCACUUCACUCCACCCCUCCCCAGUCUCACAGGGCCACCACUCCGCAUAGCAACAACCCCUCACAGUCUGCUUCCAGUCAUUCACAAGUGAAUCAGUCAAGACCAUCUAAGCAGCCCUCAAGAAGUGCUAAGCACCCUUCAUCGAAAAAGUCAAAAACGAUGCCAUUUAUGGAGGUGGAUAGCAACUUGUCCAAUUCUAUUUUUGAACCCAACAGAAGUAUGACUCCUUUCUUUCAGUCUAUGCAGACCUUGUCUCCUCAGUCCCGUGCUAUGCAACACGAAAGUGGGCCAUUUCAACCAGGCAAUUUCUUCGGACUUGGCUCACGCUUUCCCAACUCAAAUACUCCUAUGCCAAAAAAUUCCGAAAUCGGUGGUCCGUUUGCGAACCCAUUGUUCCCACCCAGGGGAGCACAGAAUGGUCUAGGGCUCAAUUUCCAGACAGGCUUUGGUAUGAACAUGAAUCCACUGCAUGGUAACCAUGGCAAUACUCCGCAGUUUACAACCCACUCAUCGCAUAUGGCAAACUUUAAUUUGAAUAACUUCUUGUCUGAAGGCCCAUCCCAGAAUGAGUCGUCGCUGCCGAUUUCCCCGAUUAAGUUUGGUCACACAAAUUCCAUGCUGCAGCAUCAGGGUAUGGACCAUAAUUCUAUGUCACAUCAUCACCAGUACAACAGAGGUCAUCCAGGCAUGAUGUCUAUAAAUAGCAUUCUGGGAGCCAAUCACCAUGGCUUUGAUGGCAGGAUGAACACCUCAAUGGCUGGUCCUUUCCAUAGCCAUGGGCACCCAUCAUUUAUUCCUCCACUGAACUUUUCUAUGCAUGAUCAUUAAGUUCAUUUAACCUAAUUGUAAAAAAAACAUCAAGAAUUAUACAACUUUUGACCUUUUUCAAAAGUCAGCAAGUGUUUUUUAUGCCCCCUAUUCUGUCUUUCUGUCACACUUUGCGUUUAGGUUUCGAAAAAUGCUCAUAACUUCUAUGUCCCUUGAGAUAUAACCUUCAUAUUUGGUAUGCAUGUGUAUAUGGGCAAGGCCUUUCCACACGCACACAAAAAAUUACCCCUGUGACCUUGACCUUGAACUUAGGGUCCGCGUUAAGGUUUCGAAAUCUGUGUUCAGGUUUCGAAAAAUGCUCAUAACUUCUAUGUCCCUUGAGAUAUAACCUUCAUAUUUGGUAUGCAUGUGUAUAUGGACAAGGCCUUUCCAUACGCGCAAACAUUUUUACCCCUGUGACCUUGAACUUGGGGUCCACGUUUAGGUUUCGAAAUCUGCGUUUAGGUUUCGAAAAAUGCUCAUAACUUCUAUGUCCCUUGAGAUAUAACCUUCAUAUUUGGUAUGCAUGUGUAUAUGGACAAGGCCUUUCCAUACGCACAAACAUUUUUACCCCUGUGACCUUGAACUUAGGGUCCGCGUUUAGGUUUCGAAAUCUGCGUUUAGGUUUCGAAAAAUGCUCAUAACUUCUAUGUCCCUUGAGAUAUAACCUUCAUAUUUGGUAUGCAUGUGUAUAUGGACAAGGCCUUUCCAUAUGCAUAAAAAAAAUUACCCCUGUGACCUUGACCUUGAAGUUAGGGUCCGCGUUAAGGUUUCGAAAUCUGCGAUUCGGUUUUGAAAAAUGCUCAUAACUUCUAUGUCCCUUGAGAUAUAACCUUCAUAUUUGGUAUGCAUGUGUAUACGGACAAGGCCUUUCCAUAUGCACACAAAUUUUGAUCCCUGUGACCUUGACCUUGAACUUGGGGUCCGCGUUUAGGUUUCGAAAUCUGUGUUUAGGUUUCGAAAAAACUCAUAACUUCUAUCAAGCGUUUUAGGGGGCAUAAGUCAUCCUAUGGUGACAGCUCUUGUUAAAGUUUAAGUUUUUAUAAGAGUGAGAUUUUUAACCAGGUUUUCCGAAGGAAAAAACUGGUUAUUAGAUUGGCGAAUGCGGGCGGGCGGGCUGGCUGGCGGGCUGGCGGAACAAGCUUGUCCGGGCCAUAACUAUGUCGUUCAUUGUCAUCUUUUAAAAUCAUUUGGCACAUUUGUUCACCAUCAUUGGACGGUGUGUCGCGCGAAAUAAUUACGUCGAUAUCUCCAAGGUCAAGGUCACACUUUGAGUUCAAAGGUCAAAAAUGGCCAUAAAUGAGCUUGUCCUGGCCAUAACUAUGUCAUUCAUUGUGAGAUUUUAAAAUCAUUUGGCACAUUUGUUCACCAUCAUGGUACGGUGUGUCGCACGAAAGAAUCACGUCAAUAUCUCCAAUGUCAAGGUCGCCACGACUAAAAAUAGAUUUUUUUUUUUUAAACAAACUUACAAAGGGGGUUAAUUUUGUUUGUUCAUUUCAAAAGUUCAUUUUGAGUUUUAUCCCUUUAUCAGAUUUUUUUUUUCACAAUGAAAACCUGGUUUUGUGACAAUUUUGUCCCUUGUUUAUAUUAUGGCAUCAAAUAGUAUAUAUUUUUUGUAAGGUUACUGAUAAUGUGGGUUUUAUUUUAACUUACAAUAAAGUAGGAUGUUGUGGACAAUAUAAACUUACCAUGAAUUUGUACAUUCACAUGUUGUCUCGUGCUAUAAUUUUUUACUGUUUAUGAUUUUUCUAGUGCCUUUUCUUUGUAUAGACUGUACAUAUUUUUAUUGAACAAAUAAGAUGUUGUUGUUUGUUACCCAGUAUGUGUAUUGACUGUAUGUAUUCAAAACACUGAUGAUGUAAUAUUGAUGAGUGUACACAAGAAAAAAGUGUUUUUAUCUGGAUUCUCAGUUGAACACUUACUAAUGUGCAUAUGGAACGGAAAGGAAACAUAAUUCUGGCUUUUUUAUAAACAUUACAUAUUUGACACAAAUUUAUUGUAAUAUGUAUGUUUAUUUUCAAAUAGCUUUUCACUUAUUGCCAAACAUGUACCUGAAAUGAGAGACGUGUGCCCCAGCCAUUUCUGUAAAGUUAAGCUCACAUUUUCUGUAAAGUUAAGCUCACAUGUUUGUUGAGUCUCCAGCUCAGUGUGCCAUGCUUUUAUACAUUCCUGGUAAUUUUGCCAUUAAUUGUAUGAGUAAGUACUUUAAAAUAAGUACUAUAUCUUAUUGUACAGCUUUGCAAAAAUUCAGUUUGUAUGUUUGUAUAUGACAAUGCAAAACACUUGUGUUUUGCAUUUGCAGUUCCCAUAGAGUAGCCAAACGUUCAAUUGAAGAUUGUAUAUUUGCACAGAUAUUUGUUGUGUAGCAAUAUUCAAGCUGUACUUAAUUGUGUUAUAUUAAAAACUUUUGAUGGUGCUAAUGUAAUUAUAUGUGUUUUGUGAGUAGAAUGCUGUAAAUAGUAAUUGUAAGAUUUAGGGUUUGUAAAUAGAUCAUUCAAACAAAAACAUAAAAUUUUAUAAUUUUAUUUCUUGUGAAAUUUUUUUUUGAACAAUGACAAACAAGACUUUUAUUUUUGAUUGAUAAACAGAAGUUCAUAUUGAUUAUAUGUAAAAAUAAUCAAGAAUUAAUUAAUUUAUUUUCAAUGAUGUGAGAUACUUGAGUUUCUCUGUGAAAUCUUAAUGUAGUUCAUUAUCACUGUUAAAACAGUUUACAUAAAAUAAGAUCAUUUCACAUGAAACAACACACAUAUUACAAGGUGGGGGGUACUUGAUUGAAGAUGUUAGCCUGAGUAUUCUUCAAUAUAUACAAAUAGUGUAAUUUCCAUGACAUUGAUUUUUUUGCUACACUUACCUCAGUUCCUGCAUUCAGUGCUGCACAAUUACUUGUAGCUGUGGAUGAAAGGUUGAAUGUUUUCAGUUUGUAUGCCCCCGUAUCGAAUGAUCGGGGGUAUAUUGUUUUUUACCUGUCUGUCUAUUAUUGUAUGUGUCACAAAACUUUAACCUUGGUCAUAACUUUUGUAAUAAUGAAGAUAGCAACUUGAUAUUUGGCAUGCAUGUGUAUCUCAUGGAGCUGCACAUUUUGUGUGGGAAAAGGUUAAGGUCAUCCUUCAAGGUCAAAGAUAUGGCUUCAACGCGGCGCAUUAGGGGGCAUUGUGUUUCUGACAAACACAUCUCUUGUUUUUUAUUUUCACUUACCAAGUGCUUAUAUUUCACAUGAUAUAUAUAUUAUAGUUUGGUCAGGAGCUAACUCGUCCGCUGUAGAAUCAUGCAAGGUUUCAUGAAGUCAUUAGCAGACAGGCUAGCUCGUGACAAGACUGCACAGGCUGGUCUAGAGCUCCCCUGGUUACAUAUGGCAUUAGACCCACCUUUGCAUGACACAUUUCAUUUUAGUCCAAAAGAACUUUCUGUUAUAUGUACAAUUUAGGUGAAGCACUUUCUAGCAAUGAUUUUCUUAGUAGGAGUUCAUCUACACAAAGAAUGAGAUUGCUUAAGAUAUAAUUAUUUGGCUUACAAGAAAACGCUGUAUUAAGAAUGAUAUCUGAUUUGGCUUAAUACUUAAAAUAGGUAGGGAUAUGAUGGAGGAAUAAUUUAUCAUUGAGCUAAAAAUAAAAUGCAUUGGCUAAAGGGAUAUUUUUUUAGAAGAAUUAAUUGGCUUAAUUAUUUUAUUUUAAUCUGUGUAAAACCGGCAAUGUGUAUAUGAUAAUAUCAGGCAAAGUACAUCUAAAAUUUGAUCAUGCCACUGCAAAUAUUGAAAUGUUAGUGUAUUUGGAAAUUGUGAUAUUCAAGUAUAGUAAGACCAUUGCAAUUAUUUUUGUGAUUUUUUUUUUUUUAAUUAGCUAGUUUUUACUGACUUAAAUUAGUUAAACAUUUUCUGUGAUUUAGUUUUUACUGUUACUGUUUGUGUCUAUUUUACUGUGAAGGUUUCUUUUCUAAACAUAUCUAAAGCAAUUCAACUUUCCAUGUAUUGCCCUAUAGUUUUUCUUUGUUUUUCUCAUGUCUACCUCUAUUUUGUUCUUUGUUGCAUUGUUAAAGAUUGAUCGGUCAUAUUGAGUUUACAUUUCAAAAGGUACUGUUCCAUAAUUACUUUUUUAUAUUUAUCUUGUAAUUCUUUUAAAUAAUUCCAUAUUAAACUAUUACUUUUUAUACGCCCGUAUAAAAUACGGGACGUAUUAUGUGAAACCCCUUGGCAGGCGGGCGGGCGGCGGGCGGGCGGCAGGCGGAAGGCAUCACUUUGUCCGGACUCUAAUUCAAAUUGUAUUCAUCCGAUCUUCACCAAACUUGGUCAGCAGUUGCAUCUAGUUGAUAUCUAGGCCAAGUUCGAAUAUUGGUCAUGCCGGGUCAAAAACUAGGUCAUAGGGUCAAUAAGUGCAUUUUCAAAGGGGCCACUUUGUCCGGACUCUAUUUCAAAUUGUAUUCAUCCGAUCUUCACCAAACUUGGUCAGCAGUUGCAUCUAGUUGAUAUAUAGGCCAAGUUCGAAUAUGGGUCAUGCCGGGUCAAAAACUAGGUCAUAGGGUCAAUUAGUGCAUUUUCAACGGCGCCACUUUGUCCGGACUCUAAUUCAAAUUGUAUUCAUCCGAUCUUCACCAAACUUGGUCAGCAGUUGCAUCUAGUUGAUAUCUAGAUAAACUAGGUCAAAGGGUCAAUUAGUGCAUUUUACUUUGUCCGGACUCUUCAAAUUGUAUAAAUCUUAUUUUUGCUUAUUUCCAAAACAAAUACAUCAAUCAUCAGUGUAUCAUCUCCAAUGGCACACGAAUCGGGCGUAUAUUGCUCCGUCAUGCGGCGCUCUUGUUCGCUUUAUUUAAGUGAAAAAAGAGUUUGAUUUUGGACAGACAAAGUUCAGUGUAUAUUUUUCACUGUAGUGGAAGUACCAAAAAAGAUGGGCUUUGUAUUUGUCUUAUUUUCUCAUUUCAUAAUGCGCUGAAGCUAUCUAUCAAUAUUGUUUAUGAGUUGGCAAUGUAAGUUAAUUCUAAGGCCAGUAGAAGAGUGAUCUGCGAUAAUCACCAUGGUGAUUUGUGUUUGUUUGUUUACAAAUAGUGAUAAUGUAGUUUGCCUUGUUGCUGGUAAACAUUGGUUGUUAACCCUUUGAAUGCUGGGAAAUUUGUCGUCUGCUAAAAAGUCAUCUGCAGAAUUUCUAAAAUAAGCAUUUUCUUCGAUUUUUUUCAAAGAAUACUAUCAGAAUAGCAAACAGUUUGGAUCCAGAUGAGACGCCACGUUAGUUUGGAUCCUGAUGAGACCCCACAUUCUGUCUUAAGCCUUAAGUGGAUUUUCUCACAGAAAAGACUUCCUUCAAAUGAAAAAUACCAUAAAUGUGGUAAGUGUAUUCACUUAAAACCAUUUCUAUUCAAAUUCGUGUUGUUCUUCACUAAUUUGGACUUGCAGUGAAUUCAAAUUUUGCAUCAGUACUGCUUACUGCAACACCUGAAAACUCUGCUUUAUCACUUCUCAUCCACCUAAAUCAUCCACCCUGUCAUUGUCCUUUCUUUAAUUGGAAAUGAUUACACUGGACUGUCAAGCACCAACUAGGCUUAUCUGUGUUUAUCCAACACAAGGUAUUCAUUUGUUUCUUAGCUUAUUUGUAUUCGGAUAAUUUAUAUUAACCAUAUCAUGUAUAGAUUGUCUUUUGUUGCUUUUGGCUGAUACAAAGUCUUUAUUUUCACAGUUAUUUCUUUUUGGGUUGAAAUGUUCAUGUAUUUUGUAAGACAUAAAUAAUUGUGGUUAUUGUCAUGUUUUUUUUUCGUAUUGACUAUUUUAAUACAGUUAUUGCACUUUUGAUGGGUAUUUAUUGUAUUAAACAUUUAAAAAUAUGUCUUUACUCUUGGUAAAAUGUAAAAUAAAUACUGUACUGAUGAUACCAAUUCUUCUAACAAUGCCACUAUUGUUUUUGUUUUUCAUUCACUGGCAAAGUCUUCUGGAACAAUUGUUUCUAUGUAUUUUUAGAACUAAAAUAUAAAUGUAUUUAAGGUAAUAUAUUUUACCCGUAUUAUUUCUUACUUGUAGUUAUUUGCUACACAUGUGUAUGUUAUUCUAACUGUUUUGUAUAUGCAUUCAAUGUGUGUUUUGAUUUAUGCUGGCAAUAUCAUCGAAGAUGUUUUAUGUGUAAUCUGUACAUAGCUUUUUAUAGGAGAUAUUUACUCUUUACAGCACUUGCAUAUGGCUGUAGUACAUUUGAUAUAUUUUUCCAUGUGACUGUUACAUGUAGUAUCCAUUAUUUGUUAGUAAUUUCUGCUCAGCUGUGUUUUGUCCCAUAAGCAUAAUGCUUCCAGUAAAUAUAGAUCAGAAUAUA